AUGGUUGAAUCGCAGGGCUCGACGGUUAAUUCCGUUGCUAUUGUUUUCGCGGUCAUUAGUUUUCUCGCUGUUGCUCUUCGGCUGUGGGGGAGGACCUGCAUUGUUAGGUCUCUUGGUGCUGAUGAUUACUUGAUUUGUGUGGGGGCUUUGCUAUCUUGGUCAUUCAUUGCCUGCACAAUAGCCUCCGUCAACCAUGGCCUCGGUAGCCACUACACCGACGUAAUUAAGCGCGGCACCGACAACUUCAUCGCCUACAUGCAAAUCGUCUGGCUCUCCUCCAUCUUCUACAACGCCUGUCUCGGCUUCAUCAAGAUCUCGGUCCUCGCACUCUAUACCCGCCUCGGCGACAAGACGCUCCGUAAAGUCGCCUUCUUCAUGAUGGGAGUUGUGGGUUGCCAAGCUGGAGCCAAUGUCCUGGCAUGCAUCUUCCAGUGCUCUCCUGUCAAGUCGGCGUACGACAUUACAAUCUUGCCGGCGGAUAAGAAGUGUGUGGACAUUAAUGCUUUCUACCUGGCGAAUGCGGCUGUCAAUAUCUUUACAGAUAUUCUUACCUAUACUCUGCCGUUUCCGCUGGUGUCGAAGCUGCGUGUGCCGCGACGACAGAAGAUUAGUUUGGCCGUGAUAUUGGGUCUGGGACUCUUCGCAUGCGUAUCGUCCAUCAUCCGAAUCACCUACAUCCCGCCCAUGCUGACCUCCGACGACCCAACAUGGGUGAUCUCCAACGCCAUGUACUGGUCUGUCAUCGAAACCAACAUCGGCAUCCUCGCCGCCUCGAUCCCGUCGUACAAAGCCAUCGCGAAGCAAUUCGCUCCCCGUCUCCUUGGCAGCUCUGGCAUGUCGUCCAAUCGCAAGCUGUCGGGCUUCAAGCAGAUGCCUUUGGAGCUGCAGAACAACAGUCUCGCGGGUACUGGUGCGCCCAAGAGUACUUUUGAAACAAACAUCAAAAACGGGUUAAGUGAUAAUAGCAGUGAGGAGGUGCUUGUAAUGCCCAAUGGUCGCAUUGGUGUCAAGACGGAUAUUGUGUUCCAGUAUGAGAAUAAUGACUUGGAGAAUGGAGCUAGACACAAGAGGUAG
Molecule: messenger RNA, 1074 nt
Organism: Fusarium sp. VM40
Lineage: Eukaryota; Fungi; Ascomycota; Sordariomycetes; Hypocreales; Nectriaceae
Source: the annotation of a GenBank genome assembly